AUGCUGACUGUGAAUACCAAAAGUCGUACAACAUUCUUCAGUACUCGAUAAUCUACUGUAGAAGGUACUGGAUAAAAUGUAUUGUUAUGGGAUUAAAUGUUUGGAAAUUUUCAAAGUACUCUAAGACAAAAAAAUCAAACAAAUAAAUAACAAAAAAACCCUAAUGAUCUAAUAUACUAUUCAUCUCCAUUGAAUUAGCCUAAUCCUUUUUAAUUCAAUGAGAAGCUUAAAUAAGGUUUUCGUUAAUAUUUGAAUGGAGAACUAACUGCUUUAAAUUUAGUAAAUGAAUGCAAUCAUUUAAAUAGAAAGGAAACAAAACUUAAAAAUAGAAUUAAAUUAGUAAAACGUGCAAAUAUGUUUGCCAAUUAAUUACAAGUUACAAACAAAUAUAGAUCAUUACAUCAUUAAGGAUUGACUGAUUAAGAGAUUGAAAAAAAAGUCAGAGUUUUAUAAAGAUUCGAAAAAAUAAAGAAAUUAAUUCAAAAAAACUUAGAAACAAAACCAACAGAAGACACUAAUCUCAAAGAUGUGUAACUUUUUAGACAACUCUAUGAAGUUAGUGAACAAAAUAAAAGUAAGUUUAAAUAGAAGAAUCUAAUUACAGAAAGGACAGAUGGAUAACGAGAAUUUGAAAAUGUAAAUUAUUUCACUCAUAGAUACCUGAGAGUAAAGAGAUCAGAUGAGAAAUAAAAGAAAAAGAAAGAAAGUAAAGAUUAGGAUAUCUUUAUAAAAUAGAAAGUAAGAGAUGUUAUAGAUGAAAAAUUAAGAGGAUUUAUUAAUGAAAGAGAAUAAGAGUAAUAGUAAAUUAUGAGUAAAGCUAAAAGAAGGAUGUAAAUGAAAAAUACCUUAUUUAAAGAAUAUGAAAAUGAUAAAUAUAUACUAAAUGAUCCAUUAAAUAAAGAUGUUAAGCUUUAUGCAUAUUUAUUUGUCAAGCCUAAAGAGAACGUUAAACUUAAUGAAAUAAGUCAAAAAACAUUACCAAUAUCUAAGAGUGUUAAAUAAACUAAACAUUAUUUGAAAAACUUUAAAAAGCAAUUAACAUCUCGUAAAGUAAGUAUGACAAACGAUUCUUCCUUAAACUCAAUUUUAGAAAUUAAUAUUGAUAAUUUGUAUAAAGCAAGUAAUUAAAUUUAAUCCUAGAUUCUAUUAAAUGAUUAAGAAAAAUUCGUCAAAAGAAUCAAACAAUUAUAAAAAGUGCAAUAACUUAAUUAAGACAUUUUAAAGAUGAAUCGAAUAAAGCUUUCUUCUGAACGUAAAUCAGUUUUAUUUUGA
Molecule: messenger RNA, 1272 nt
Organism: Paramecium sonneborni
Lineage: Eukaryota; Ciliophora; Oligohymenophorea; Peniculida; Parameciidae
Source: the annotation of a GenBank genome assembly